GUGCGAAAACGAAGGGGAUAACAAUGGCCUCAUCCUACACAAUGUGCUCCGCGAAGUUAUCUCCCUCCCCUUCUCCACCCCUCUCCUCCCAUGGCGUCGUCGUCGCGCUCCUCCCCUCUCCUCCCAUGGCGUCGCUCUCCUUCGCCUCCUCCAUAUCCCUCUCCAACCUCCCUCUCCCCCUCCGCACCCACCACCACCCUCCUCCCACUCCUCCCACUCCUACCGCUCCCACACUCUUCGCCGCAGCGGCCUACGGCGCGAAACCCUACAAGGGUUCGGUGAAGCGGCUUUGGAGCCCGCGGGGGAAGAAGAGCGUCAAGAGGAAGAGGAAGAAGAAGCAGCAGCUUCGGCUCUCGAAAAUGGUCGGCCCCUUUAUCCGAUCCCUCUUGCGUGGUUUGAUUUGGCUUGGUAAUUAUAAUAGUCGUGCUGAUUUUAAGAAGCUUCUAGUGGCAUUGUGUUAUGGCGAAAAGAAUCCGAUUUUUUUGGUGAUUUUUUUGGAUUUGGUGAGAAGGAUGCGUAGAUUAGUCAAAUUAUUGGUUUAGAGUAAUGAAUUGUAGAUGCUGCGAUUCUAGAGAAUUAACAUUGUGGGUGUUUGAUGCUGCAUUUGCUCAAAUCCUACAUAAUUAUGAACUUUUUAGUUAUUUUCUUGGGAAUCAAAUUGAUAUAUUUACUUUGAUUAAACUGAGGGUUUGUUAAUGUUCAAUUGAUUGCUACAGAAUAUAGCCAUUAAAACUGCUUUUAAUUUUUAUAGCUGAUUUUUUUGGUU
Molecule: messenger RNA, 766 nt
Organism: Ananas comosus (pineapple)
Lineage: Eukaryota; Viridiplantae; Streptophyta; Magnoliopsida; Poales; Bromeliaceae
Exons: 2
Coding region: 24-542 (172 amino acids)
Source: RefSeq, a predicted model, not a curated record